AAACUCCUGACAUUAACCAAUGACAACUGUCUAGCCAGCUAGCACCGUCGAACACCUCUUCUGUAUAUAUGAAUCUAAAUUGUUUCCAAACUCUCAAAAUAACGUUUAAGUAGAUAUUUAAUAUUGAGUUUGUCGAUAAUUUUGCUGAAUUUGAACAAUAAAUUAUCUGGCAAUCAAGCUAGCUAUAGUUAAUUGUUAACACCAUACGGUAGCUAGCGUUUUUGUUUACUAAACGUGAAUGUUUUCACGUUAAAUAAUGUCUGGACCAAACGGAGAUCCACACAUCUCAAUUGACGAUGGUAUCAACGACGACGAAGAGUUUGACGCCAUCAACUCCACGCUAGACCAGAUUAACUCUUAUCUCGAUGACCUGGAAGAUCGGAAUGAUUCACUUAAUGGCAAACUGAACGAACUAAUGGAGUCAAACAAGCAAGCCAGGCUGGAGUUCAGGGCCCAACGUCUCGGCUCCCAGACCCAAGAGGAGCAAUGUCCUGUAGACGGGGAUUCCUCCUCAAGCAGCAAGGAAGACCUGAAUAAAGACAAUGGGGAUUGCAAAUGAGUGAGGGGCGCUGAGUUAAUCAAAAAUACAGGGAUGAAAGUAUUUAGUUGACUCAACUCCUUACUUCUGUCUGUUGGACUAAUGAUCCCUGAUCUGCAUAGUUCAUGCCUAUCCAAUUCAUCUUCUCCUCCAUCGGCAGAUGUGACAUUUUGCUUGUCCUCCGUCCCCUCAUGUCUUUCUCCUUUGUUGAACUGUGAUGUGCUGAUGUUUGGUUCCUCAGCAGAUUUAAAUUGGUUGAGCUCUAGCAGCGUACAAGUUGCUCACCUGGAACUAUUUCAGUGAAAUCAAAGUUGCAUGUGUUGAUUGUUGUCUGUGAACCUUGUUCAAAGUGGGACAUCCAACGCUGAUGCGCUGUAAUUUAACUGACAGUAACCAGUAUAACAUUCCUCAAGAGUAGACCAUGCUCUUAAGUAGUCUGCAUGGCCAAAUAGGGGUCAUAGUUAAACUUAUUUGCCGUGUGCUGAUCCAUUUGGUGUCAAAGUUCAGCUUUGUAAUAGCCCUAGACUCUGUUCCUGUUUGAUUCAUCAUAAAAAGUAAAUAUGCAAUGCUAGAAAGGUCUACCAGUGUAUAAAGUUUGAUCUGCAGCAUGACUGUAAAUAUA
Messenger RNA from Cyclopterus lumpus (lumpfish), 1160 nucleotides. It is a transcript of the gene bbln, whose product is annotated as chromosome 12 C9orf16 homolog. NCBI's taxonomy places the organism in Eukaryota, Metazoa, Chordata, Actinopteri, Perciformes, Cyclopteridae. The transcript is spliced from 2 exons. Bases 257 to 559 code for a protein of 100 amino acids. The record is from RefSeq and is a predicted model, not a curated record.